CGCACUUCACUGACAGCAUUGUUUUCAUCAUGGCGGCGUCCACCAGAGCGCAGGUGCUGUCACUCUACAGACAGCUGCUGAAGGAGAGCAAGAAGUUCCCUUCUUACAACUACAGGAUGUACGCCAUACGGAGGGUACGAGAUGCCUUCAGAGAGAACCGUACGGUAGAAGAUCCAAAGGUUGUUGAGGAGCUGAUCAACAGGGCACUGGACAGUUUAGCCCUCAUCCAAAGACAGGUGUCCAUAGGGAAGAUGUACGAGAUUCAGAAGACCAUCAUUGAACAUGGAGAUAAGAAGACUGUUUGAUGUAGUUUAGUAAUGAUGGUCAAGUGUUCUCUGACUAUAAAGGACUGCUCUUGGAUUUGUGGUUGUCUUAUUUGAGCGUCUUCUGUCAAUUCUUCAUGUGUCCUCUUUAAACAACUUUAUCAGGAUGGAGUCUGGCCAUUCAUAAGGGUGAUGAAGUCCUUCAUGCCUUUAGAAUGGAUAUACCAUCCACCUUCCUUGUUUACACAGUCAUUUAAGAUGCAGUGUGCCAUGAACUGAUAUAUGAAAUGUACAUAUGUAUUUUUUUUUUUUUUUGUAAUAAUGUUAUAAUAAAUUUAUGUCAGUUACAUUUAUUUGAGUUUUAUUAUUUGAUAUCUGGACAGCAAUGGUUGCUGUAUAUCAGUGGUUGUCAACAACAGUUGCAGUUCUGUUCUGAGAUUAUCACAAACAGCAGAACAAAACUGCUCAAUACAAACAAUUAAAUGCAACUAACCAUAUAUGUUAAUCACACAUAGUUAAGUUACUAAAAUCUAAAGGCUUAUCAACUUUUAAUAGGGAGGAGAAAAUGCUUCCUAUCUUUU
Molecule: messenger RNA, 844 nt
Organism: Myxocyprinus asiaticus (Chinese sucker)
Lineage: Eukaryota; Metazoa; Chordata; Actinopteri; Cypriniformes; Catostomidae
Gene: lyrm4b
Product: LYR motif-containing protein 4B
Exons: 3
Coding region: 30-305 (91 amino acids)
Biological process (GO): iron-sulfur cluster assembly
Cellular component (GO): mitochondrion; L-cysteine desulfurase complex
Source: RefSeq, a predicted model, not a curated record